This is a messenger RNA of Vanessa atalanta (red admiral), 2022 nucleotides long. RefSeq names its product tyrosine decarboxylase (gene Tdc2). Gene Ontology annotation, molecular function: carboxy-lyase activity; pyridoxal phosphate binding. Gene Ontology annotation, biological process: amino acid metabolic process. The coding region runs from base 92 to 1972 and encodes 626 amino acids. The transcript is spliced from 10 exons. The record is from RefSeq and is a predicted model, not a curated record. NCBI's taxonomy places the organism in Eukaryota, Metazoa, Arthropoda, Insecta, Lepidoptera, Nymphalidae.
CGUUGAGACCACAUCCUGGACUUUAAUGCCUGAACUUUUAUUUUUAUAAAGUCAUUCUUCAAACAAAAACAGGCAACUUUAAAUAGCUACAAUGGAUGUAGACGAGUUUCGUGUACGGGGUAAAGAAAUGGUUGAUUAUAUUUGUACGUAUAUGAAUACGUUGCGGAAGAGGCGCGUGACCCCCUCUGUGGAACCGGGUUAUCUUCGAGCUGCACUUCCAUCAGAGGCUCCUAUGCAUCCUGAGCCUUGGGACGAUGUAAUGGGUGAUAUAGAAAGCAAAAUAAUGCCCGGUGUAACUCACUGGCAACAUCCUCAUUUCCACGCUUAUUUUCCGGCGGGUAAUGCCUACCCCUCUAUUCUUGGUGACAUGCUGUCGGCGGGAAUUGGCUGUAUAGGAUUCUCUUGGGCAGCCAGUCCAGCCUGUACAGAGUUGGAAGUCAUUAUGUUAGAUUGGAUGGGUAAAGCUAUUGGAUUGCCUCCAGCUUUUCUGCCCUUCGAAGAAGGUAGUAAAGGCGGUGGCGUUAUUGAGGGGUCAGCUAGCGAGUGCGUCCUUGUGUCAAUGCUCGCCGCGAGGGCUGCCGGUAUCAAACGGUUGAAGCAUCAAUUUCCCACCGUUGAUGAGGGUCUCUUGCUGUCCAAGCUAAUCGCAUAUUGUUCGAAAGAGGCCCACUCUUGCGUCGAAAAGGCCGCUAUGAUUAGCUUCGUUAAACUUCGCAUCUUACAACCUGACGAGCACGGUUGCUUAAGAGGCGAAACUUUAAAAGAAGCCAUGGAAGAAGACGAAGAAGCUGGUUUAGUGCCGUUUUUCGUAGCGACUACACUAGGCACCACAUCCUGCUGUUCCUUCGACAAUUUACCUGAAAUAGGACCAGUGGUCCGGAAAUUUCCUUCCGUUUGGCUUCACGUCGACGCCGCGUAUGCGGGCAGCUCAUUUCUCUGUCCCGAACAUAAAUAUCAUCUGGCAGGAAUCGAAUAUGCAGAUUCAUUCAACACUAAUCCGAAUAAACUAUUGCUUACCGCAUUUGAUUGUUCUUUGCUAUGGGUAACAAAUAAAUACCUACUGACAUCAGCUCUUGUAGUGGAUCCAUUGUAUCUGCAACACUGCUACGAUCACACUGCAAUUGAUUAUCGCCACUGGGGUAUACCAUUGAGCCGUCGAUUUAGAUCGCUCAAGUUGUGGUUCAUGUUGAGAAGUUACGGAAUAAGCGGUUUGCAGAAAUACGUCCGACGACACUGCGAACUUGCGAAGUAUUUUGAGCAGUUAGUUAGGAAGGACUCAAGGUUCGAAGUGGUUAACCAAGUGAAGUUGGGAUUGGUUUGCUUUCGGCUUCUGGGAAGUCCUGAUGAAAAUCACCAAACGGUCGACGAAUUGAACAAAAAAUUAUUAACUACUAUGAAUGCCUCGGGGAAGAUCCACAUGGUCCCAGCUUCUGUCCGCGAUCAAUAUGUGAUUCGUUUUUGUGUUGUUUAUCAACACGCCACGCGUGAAGAUAUUGAGUAUGCAUGGGAUACCAUUACUGACUUCGCUACAGAACUGUUAGAAGGACCUGACAAAGAGAGGGAUUUGAACGAAGAAAGGGCUCGUCGCCACCGCGCUGCUUUAGCCCACAAGCGCUCGUUCUUCGUCCGCAUGGUUAGCGACCCGAAGAUCUACAACCCGGCCAUUAACAAAACUCCGCCACCCAUGCCUACCAGCCCCGGCACUCCGCCGUCCGUGGCGCCUGCUUCGCCCGACACGCCCUCUGAAACUGGUUCUAUUCAACUUGUACCAUCUACACCAAAACAAUCAUCUUGGAUAAGCUGGCCACUUGCUUUCUUCUUUCAAAGCGUUGAUCAUGACGCCAAUGAUUUGCCCCUGAGGUUCCGUCACCUCGACACGAUGGUACGACUGAAGAGUCCCAACCAUGGUCGCCGCGGAUCUUCGCCAGGCGCCUCCCCUGAGCGCCGUGCACCCUCUCCCUCCGCAAACUGACUGCGCUUAUACUAUCGGUGUUGAAUAUAAUAUACUACAUUAUCAAUAAA